Messenger RNA from Mercurialis annua (annual mercury), 2590 nucleotides. Its product is annotated as probable beta-D-xylosidase 7. The coding region runs from base 93 to 2420 and encodes 775 amino acids. Gene Ontology annotation, cellular component: plant-type cell wall. Gene Ontology annotation, biological process: arabinan catabolic process; xylan catabolic process. Lineage: Eukaryota; Viridiplantae; Streptophyta; Magnoliopsida; Malpighiales; Euphorbiaceae. Gene Ontology annotation, molecular function: xylan 1,4-beta-xylosidase activity; alpha-L-arabinofuranosidase activity. The record is from RefSeq and is a predicted model, not a curated record. The transcript is spliced from 6 exons.
UGUUCGUUUUAUUCACUUCAGCAAGUCAUCAACGUUACUCAUCAGUCUUCAACUCAUUAUUCAUUCCACUUAUCUACUUCACAAAGAAAACGAUGACAUUGAUGAGACCCAAAAGCCUCACUUUUCUUACUAUCUUCACUCUACUAAUCCUCACUAUUAGCUCAACUCAGCCACCAUUCUCAUGCGAUCCAUCAGACCCGUCAACAAGCUCUCACCUUUUCUGCAAAACCUCACUGCCCAUUUCUCAAAGAGUGAGGGACCUUGUUUCUAAACUCACUUUAGAUGAGAAAAUCUCUCAACUCGUUAGCUCAGCUCCAGCCAUUCCACGACUCGGUAUCCCUGCUUAUGAGUGGUGGUCCGAGGCAUUGCAUGGAGUUGCCGAUGUGGGGCGUGGCAUUCAUUUUGAAGGAACUAUCAAAGCCGCCACUAGCUUCCCUCAAGUCAUUCUCACUGCUGCUUCUUUUGAUGCUUAUCAAUGGUAUAGGAUUGGUCAGGUGAUUGGAAGGGAGGCCAGAGCACUAUACAAUGCAGGGCAAGCUACAGGGAUGACAUUUUGGGCACCAAAUAUUAAUAUAUUUAGGGACCCGAGAUGGGGGAGAGGACAAGAGACUCCUGGAGAGGAUCCGUUGGUGACGGGAAAAUAUGCAGUUUCGUAUGUGAGAGGAGUUCAAGGUGAUUCUUUUCAAGGUGGGAAGCUUAAAGGGCAUCUUCAAGCUUCAGCUUGCUGUAAACACUUCACUGCUUAUGAUCUGGACAAUUGGAAGGGUGUGAACCGCUAUGCGUUCGAUGCUCGUGUGACUAUGCAAGAUUUAGCAGACACAUAUCAACCACCAUUCCAGAGUUGUGUUCAACAAGGGAGAGCCAGUGGGAUCAUGUGUGCUUACAACAGAGUUAAUGGAAUCCCUAGCUGUGCAGAUUUCAAUCUUCUUUCUAGAACUGCUCGAGGGCUGUGGGAUUUCCAUGGGUACAUCACCUCAGAUUGCGAUGCGGUCUCCAUCAUCUAUGAUAAUCAAGGAUAUGCCAAGUCCCCAGAAGAUGCUGUGGUUGAUGUUCUUAAAGCUGGCAUGGAUGUUAACUGUGGCUCAUACUUGCAAAAACACACCAAAGCUGCUCUGGAGCAGAAAAAACUCUCUGAAUCUUCCGUGGAUAGAGCCCUUCACAACCUUUUCUCCGUAAGAAUGAGGUUAGGACUUCUCAAUGGAAAUCCAAAAUCACAGCCUUUCAGCAACAUUGGUCCUGAACAAGUUUGCUCCCAGGAGCAUCAGAUGCUAGCUCUGGAAGCUGCCCGUAAUGGCAUUGUUCUCUUAAAGAACUCUGCCAGACUCCUUCCACUUCAAAAAUCCAAGACUACGUCUCUUGCUGUAAUUGGCCCAAAUGCUAAUUCGGUGCAGACACUUCUCGGAAACUAUGCGGGCCCUCCAUGCAAAUCUGUUACUCCAUUGCAGGGAUUGCAAGACUACAUUAAAAACACUUUCUAUCUCUCAGGUUGCGAUGCAGUCAAAUGUUCUUCAGCUUCCAUAGACAAGGCAGUUAGCAUAGCAACGAGGGUGGAUCAUGUGGUACUGAUAAUGGGUUUGGAUCAAACGCAGGAGAGGGAGGAGCUUGAUCGCGUAGAUUUAGUGCUUCCGGGGAAGCAACAACAACUUAUAACCGAUGUUGCAAAAUCUGCAAAGAAUCCAGUUGUUCUAGUGGUUCUUAGUGGAGGUCCAGUUGAUAUAUCCUUCGCCAAGUACGAUAAGAACAUUGGAAGCAUUUUAUGGGCUGGUUAUCCCGGUGAAAUUGGUGGCCGUGCACUUGCUGAAAUCAUCUUCGGCGAACACAAUCCAGGUGGUCGAUUACCAAUGACAUGGUAUCCCCAAGAAUUUGUCAAAGUACCCAUGACAGAUAUGAGGAUGCGACCCGAUUCUUCGUCAGGUUAUCCUGGCCGAACAUAUAGAUUCUACAAAGGCCGGAAUGUAUUCGAGUUUGGCUAUGGUCUUAGCUAUUCAAACUACUCCUAUGAGCUUAAGCACGUACCUAAAAACAAACUUUACUUGAAUCAAUCUUCAACAAUGCGUAUACUUGACAGCUCAGAUCCAGUUCGUGCUGCAUUGGUCGCUGAGUUGGGCACGGAAUUCUGCGAGGAAAGUAAAUUAUCAAUUCGAGUUGGAGUAGAGAACCAAGGGGAAAUGGCAGGUAAGCAUCCGAUAUUGGUGUAUACGAGACAGCAGGCAAGGCAUGGAAAUGGGAGACCAAGGAAACAGUUGAUAGGGUUCCAAAGUGUGAUAUUACGUGGUGGUGAAAAAGCUGAAAUUGAAUUCAAGCUAAGCCCUUGUGAGCAUUUUAGCAGAGCUAAUGAAGAUGGUUUGAUGGUGAUGGAAGAAGGUGCGCAUUUCUUGAUCGUAGGAGAUGACGAGUAUAUAAUUUCCAUCAUAAUUUGAUGUCAAGAUUACUUGUUUUUCGCUUGGUGCCAUUAUGAUGAACCAGAAAAUGGGCGAAAUCCAACAAAAGAAAGUUAUGUAUGCAAGGAGACUGAAAAUGUAUUGUCUGUACUUCCAACUUAUUAUAAAGGAAAAAUUAAAUGAGUAUAUUUGAACUUCUGAUUUUACUA